Equus caballus (horse) is the source of this 6527-nucleotide messenger RNA. NCBI's taxonomy places the organism in Eukaryota, Metazoa, Chordata, Mammalia, Perissodactyla, Equidae. The record is from RefSeq and is a predicted model, not a curated record.
AGCACACGGCGGAGCGGCGGCGGCCGCGCUCGGGGGGCGCGCGGCUGCGGCGGCGGCGGCGCGGCGCGUGAGGGGCCGCCUCGGGCCGAGCGGGCGCCGCCAACAUGUCGGAUACCAAGGUAAAAGUUGCCGUCCGCGUCCGGCCCAUGAACCGCCGAGAACUGGAACUGAACACCAAGUGCGUGGUGGAGAUGGAAGGGAAUCAGACGGUCCUGCACCCUCCUCCUUCUAACACCAAACAGGGAGAAAGGAAACCUCCCAAGGUAUUUGCCUUUGAUUAUUGCUUUUGGUCCAUGGAUGAAUCUAACACUACAAAAUAUGCUGGUCAAGAAGUGGUUUUCAAGUGCCUUGGAGAAGGAAUUCUUGAAAAAGCCUUUCAGGGUUAUAAUGCGUGCAUUUUUGCAUAUGGACAGACAGGCUCAGGAAAAUCCUUCUCCAUGAUGGGCAAUGCUGAGCAGCUGGGCCUUAUUCCAAGGCUCUGCUGUGCUUUAUUUAAAAGGAUCUCUCUGGAGCAAAAUGAGUCACAGACUUUUAAAGUCGAAGUAUCCUAUAUGGAAAUUUAUAAUGAAAAAGUUCGGGAUCUUUUAGACCCUAAAGGGAGUAGACAGUCUCUGAAAGUUCGCGAGCAUAAAGUUUUGGGACCGUAUGUAGAUGGUUUAUCCCAACUGGCUGUCACUAGCUUUGAGGAUAUUGAGUCACUGAUGUCUGAGGGAAAUAAGUCUCGGACGGUAGCUGCAACCAACAUGAAUGAAGAAAGUAGCCGCUCCCAUGCCGUGUUCAACAUCAUAAUCACACAGACGCUCUAUGACCUGCAGUCUGGGAACUCAGGAGAGAAAGUCAGUAAGGUCAGCUUGGUAGACCUGGCGGGUAGUGAAAGAGUGUCUAAGACAGGAGCUGCUGGAGAGCGACUGAAAGAAGGCAGCAACAUUAACAAAUCACUUACCACCUUGGGAUUAGUUAUCUCAUCACUGGCUGACCAGGCAGCUGGCAAGGGCAAAAACAAAUUUGUGCCUUAUCGAGAUUCAGUCCUCACUUGGCUUCUUAAGGACAAUUUGGGGGGCAACAGCCAGACCUCCAUGAUAGCCACCAUUAGCCCAGCAGCAGACAACUAUGAAGAGACCCUCUCCACAUUACGAUAUGCCGAUCGAGCCAAAAGGAUCGUUAACCAUGCCAUCGUGAAUGAGGAUCCCAAUGCAAAAGUCAUCCGAGAACUGCGGGAGGAAGUAGAGAAACUGCGAGAGCAGCUCUCGCAGGCUGAGGCUAUGAAGGCCCCUGAACUGAAAGAGAAGCUGGAAGAGUCUGAAAAGCUGAUAAAAGAACUAACAGUGACUUGGGAAGAGAAGCUGAGGAAAACAGAAGAAAUUGCACAGGAGAGGCAACGGCAACUUGAAAGUAUGGGCAUUUCCCUGGAGACAUCUGGUAUCAAGGUGGGAGAUGACAAGUGCUACUUAGUCAACCUGAAUGCAGACCCUGCUCUCAACGAACUUCUAGUUUAUUAUUUAAAGGACCAUACCAGGGUGGGUGCAGAUACCUCCCAGGACAUCCAGCUCUUCGGAAUAGGAAUUCAGCCUGAGCACUGUGAGAUUGACAUUGCAUCCGAUGGAGAUGUCACUCUUACUCCGAAAGAAAAUGCAAGGUCCUGUGUAAAUGGCGCCCUUGUGUGCAGUACUACCCAGCUGUGGCAUGGUGAUAGAAUCCUGUGGGGAAAUAACCACUUUUUUAGAAUUAAUUUGCCUAAGAGGAAACGGCGAGAUUGGUUGAAAGACUUGGAGAGAGAAACAGGCCCGCCAGAGCAUGACUUGGAUGCCGCCAGUGAAGCUUCCUCGGAACCAGACUAUAACUAUGAAUUUGCACAGAUGGAAGUUAUCAUGAAAACGCUGAAUAGUAAUGACCCAGUUCAAAAUGUGGUCCAGGUCCUGGAGAAGCAAUACCUAGAAGAGAAGAGGAGUGCUCUUGAGGAGCAGCGGCUCAUGUAUGAGCGGGAGCUGGAGCAACUCCGCCAGCAGCUCUCCCCUGAGAGGCAGCCCCAGAGCAGUGGCCCCGACCGCCUGGCCUACAGCAGCCAGACAGCUCAGCAGAAGGUGACCCAGUGGGCAGAGGAGAGGGAUGAACUCUUCCGUCAGAGCCUGGCCAAACUGCGCGAGCAGCUGGUGAAAGCUAAUACCUUGGUGAGGGAGGCAAACUUCUUAGCUGAGGAAAUGAGCAAACUCACUGACUACCAGGUGACUCUGCAGAUCCCUGCUGCCAACCUCAGUGCCAAUAGGAAGAGAGGAGCAAUAGUGAGUGAGCCAGCAAUUCAAGUGAGGAGGAAAGGAAAGAGCACCCAAGUUUGGACCAUUGAGAAGCUGGAGAAUAAAUUAAUUGAUAUGAGAGACCUUUAUCAAGAAUGGAAGGAAAAAGUUCCUGAGGCAAAGAGACUCUACGGGAAACGAGGUGACCCUUUCUACGAAGCCCAAGAGAAUCACAACCUCAUUGGUGUGGCUAAUGUGUUCUUGGAGUGUCUCUUCUGCGAUGUGAAACUUCAGUACGCAGUCCCCAUCAUCAGCCAGCAGGGGGAGGUUGCAGGGCGCCUCCACGUGGAAGUGAUGCGUGUUACAGGAGCUGUCCCGGAGCGCGUGGUGGAGGAUGACUCCUCGGAGAACUCCAGUGAAAGUGGGAGCCUUGAAGUCGUAGACAGCAGUGGGGAAAUCAUUCACCGAGUCAAAAAACUGACUUGCCGGGUAAAAAUUAAAGAGGCAACUGGGCUGCCCUUAAACCUCUCAAAUUUUGUCUUCUGUCAAUACACUUUCUGGGACCAGUGUGAGUCUACAGUGGCUGCCCCUGUGGUGGACCCAGAGGUGCCCUCCCCGCAGUCCAAGGAUGCCCAGUACACCGUGACCUUCUCUCACUGUAAGGACUAUGUGGUGAACGUAACAGAAGAAUUCCUAGAGUUCAUUUCAGAUGGAGCAUUGGCGAUUGAAGUGUGGGGCCACCGGUGUGCUGGAAAUGGUAGCUCCAUCUGGGAAGUCGAUUCUCUUCAUGCUAAGACAAGAACAUUGCAUGAUAGGUGGAAUGAAGUAACUCGCAGAAUAGAAAUGUGGAUCUCCAUAUUAGAAUUGAAUGAGUUAGGGGAAUAUGCUGCAGUGGAGCUUCAUCAGGCAAAAGAUGUCAACACAGGAGGCAUCUUUCAACUGAGACAGGGUCAUUCCCGGAGAGUGCAAGUCACAGUAAAACCUGUACAGCAUUCAGGGACACUGCCGCUUAUGGUUGAAGCUAUCUUGUCAGUAUCCAUUGGCUGUGUGACUGCCAGGUCCACCAAGCUCCAAAGAGGGCUGGACAGUUACCAGAGAGAUGAUGAGGAUGGUGAUGAUAUGGAUAGUUAUCAGGAAGAAGACUUAAACUGUGUACGAGAGAGGUGGUCUGAUGCACUCAUUAAACGACGAGAAUACUUAGAUGAACAGAUUAAAAAAGUCAGCAAUAAAAAAGAGAAAACAGAGGAUGACAUGGAGCGGGAAGCCCGGCUUGUGGAGCAGUGGGUGGGGCUGACGGAGGAAAGGAAUGCUGUGCUGGUGCCAGCACCGGGCAGUGGGAUCCCCGGGGCGCCCGCCGACUGGAUCCCACCACCUGGAAUGGAAACCCACAUACCGGUUCUUUUCCUUGAUUUGAACGCGGAUGACCUCAGUGCCAAUGAGCAGCUCGUGGGCCCGCAUGCGUCAGGCGUGAACUCCAUCCUGCCAAAGGAGCAUGGCAGCCAGUUUUUCUACCUGCCCAUCAUAAAGCAUAGUGAUGAAGAGGUUUCAGCCACAGCCUCCUGGGACUCCUCGGUGCAUGAUUCCAUCCACUUGAAUAGGGUCACCCCACAGAAUGAAAGGAUUUACCUAAUAGUGAAGACCACAGUCCAGCUCAGCCACCCAGCUGCUAUGGAGUUAGUAUUACGAAAACGGAUCGCAGCCAAUAUUUACAACAAACAGAGUUUCACCCAGAGUUUGAAGAGGAGAAUAUCGUUGAAAAAUAUAUUUUAUUCCUGUGGCGUAACCUAUGAAAUAGUAUCCAAUAUACCAAAGGCAACAGAGGAGAUUGAGGACCGGGAAACGCUGGCUCUCAUGGCAGCAAGGAGUGAAAACGAAGGCACGUCGGACGGGGAGACAUACAUUGAGAAGUACACGCGUGGCGUGCUGCAGGUGGAGAACAUUCUGAGCCUUGAACGGCUCCGGCAGGCAGUCACAGUCAAAGAAGCACUUUCCACCAAAGCUCGGCACCUGCGGAGGAGCAUCAGCACGCCAAAUGUCCACAAUGUCUCCUCCAGUCGACCAGACCUUUCUGGCUUUGAUGAAGAUGAUAAGGGUUGGCCAGAGAACCAGUUAGACAUGUCCGACUACAGCUCCAGUUACCAAGAUGUAGCAUGUUAUGGAACUUUACCCAGGGAUUCACCUCGAAGGAGUAAAGAAGGUUGCACAUCAGAGAAUCCUCAUGCCUUAACAGUCAGCCCUUUUAAAGCAUUCUCUCCUCAGCCGCCAAAGUUUUUCAAGCCCCUAUUGCCUGUAAAAGAGGAGCAUAAGAAAAGGAUGGCUCUUGAAGCAAGGCCUCUUCUAAGCCAGGAGAGCAUGCCUCCAUCUCAGGCACAUAACCCUGACUGCAUUGUACCCUCAGGAAGCAAUGGCAGCAGCAUGCCAGUAGAACACAAUAGCAAACGUGAGAAGAAGAUUGACUCUGAGGAGGAGGAAAAUGAUCUGGAAGCUCUUAACAGGAAGCUGAUAAGUUCACAGCCUUAUGUACCUGUGGAGUUUGCCGACUUCAGUGUUUACAAUGCCAGCUUGGAGAACAGGGAGUGGUUUUCUUCUAAAGUAGAUCUGACGAACUCAAGAGUCUUAGAGAAAGAAGUGUCCCGUAGCCCUACCACCAGCAGUAUUACCAGUGGCUACUUUUCCCACAGUGCCUCCAAUGCCACUCUGUCUGACAUGGUGGUCCCUUCUAGUGACAGCUCAGAUCAGCUAGCCCUUCAGACGAAGGAUGCAGACUCCAGUGAGCAUUCCGGACUGUCACAUGUUCAUGAUUUCAGACCGUCCUCAAGCAAAGAGUUGACAGAACUAGAAAGAGGCUUGGUAAAGGAUAAGAUAAUUAUGGUGCCACUCAAGGAAAACAGUGCCUUAGCCAAAGGGAGUCCAUCAUCCCAAAGCAUUCCUGAGAAAAACUCCAAAACGCUCCGUAGGACUGGCUCAUGUUCAGAACAAGAUGUGUUCUCCAGCAAAAAUGGCCAACCAGCAAGAGAAUUCUUCCCCAGGGAAGUGACCAUAGAACACACCACAAACAUCCUUGAGGACCAUUCUUUCACAGAGUUCAUGGGUGUGUCAGAUGGGAAAGAUUUUGACGGUUUGACAGAUUCUUCUACUGGAGAGCUUUCAAGUAGGAGGAACCUACCAAAUAAAACGGACAAUAAGAGUAUGUCAGAUGGGCUGCAGGACCCUGGCCAACUGCAUUCCUCAGCAGAGAAUGACCAGGUAAUAAUUCCAGAGGCAGUCCUUUGGGUUUUGUGCUAUCAGUGAGCACGCCUAGUUGUGCACCAACCCCCAGAGGCCCUUCACCACAGUGACGUGGUAGAAGAGGUUCAUUCAGAUGUUUCUGACAGGGAAGAUGGACCCACUGGGGAGCCAGCUCACGUGCUACCCAGCUGGCUGACUGUGGGGAAGCAAGUCUGCUUGCAUAGUUUGAGUAGGACUAUGCAAUAUAUAGGACCAGUGGCUUUUCUAACUGGCAUAUGGGUUGAUGUUGAAUUAAGCAUUCACUUGGAUAAGAAUCAGUCAAUUGCAGUUCAUUCCCUGAGAUGUUUAAUUACUCGCUAUCUGAAGGUGUUCUGGUAGCAUCUACCAUAUUUCAUCAAAUCUGUGAUUUCUUUGAUUAUUAGAUGCACCAUUAUUUUAUGUAUCAUUCAGAAAAAAUACUUCCAGUUAAACUACAUCACAUCAGCAAUUGUAAGACACAUCCCAAUUUCAGAGAUGUUAAAAUGUGCAGGAAAAAACAUACACCGUAGAAUUGAUAAAAGACAAUCAUUUGGUGCCCAUAAGUAAAAACAUGUUUUGGGGAAAUUCACCAGUUGGUGAAUUCCUGGAGCAAUUGAAAUUUGGGCUUUGGAAGUUACCCAGGUUGAUUUUUUAUAAUGUUUAAUUUUCAUAUUGGAACAAAAUGGAUUUUUGCUAGUAUUCCUAGGGAAAACAGCAAAUUAUCUAAAUAAGAGAUUAUCCACUUCUGAGCGCUCUGCUCCUGAGAACCACCAUUUCUUCCCAUUCAGGGGCACUGUUUUGGUCCCACACCCCAACCGCAGCUGUGUUAGGGGUAUGGGAGUGCCAGGGCUUAGCAAAACAAAGAGCUGACAGAACUAGAAAGCAGCUUGGUGAAGAAGAUUGUCAUGGGGACAUUCAUCUCCUGCUUUGCUAAGGAAGUCACCAUUUCCACCUGGAGGCUUUUCCCCUGGGUUCUCCAUCCUAGCCUUUAAAAUUUCAGUACAUGGUCAUGUAUACAGUGUACUCAUAAAUAAACUGCAAAAACCGAAA